Contarinia nasturtii (swede midge) is the source of this 1949-nucleotide messenger RNA. RefSeq names its product E3 ubiquitin-protein ligase FANCL (gene Fancl). Lineage: Eukaryota; Metazoa; Arthropoda; Insecta; Diptera; Cecidomyiidae. Gene Ontology annotation, cellular component: Fanconi anaemia nuclear complex; nucleus. The coding region runs from base 984 to 1835 and encodes 283 amino acids. Gene Ontology annotation, biological process: interstrand cross-link repair; protein monoubiquitination. The record is from RefSeq and is a predicted model, not a curated record. Gene Ontology annotation, molecular function: ubiquitin protein ligase activity. The transcript has 6 exons.
UGCAUCAAUUUCAUUAAAAAACGUAUUGGAUGAAAACAAUAAGAGAAAAAUUUGAGAAAAAUGGCUGAAAAAAUUGAAAAUUCAGAUUCAAAGGAAUUUUCAGAUUUAAAUGUGGGCCGUGAAGAGAUUGUAGAGACUGAGGAAGCGGUCAACAUUUCCAAAGAAAGUAUUGCCGAACGUGUAAAAAGAAUGUUACCACCAAAUAGUUCGAAUCAUGAACAAAACUCCAUUCAAAAUUUUGAUGCACGAAGUGGAUCUGGGCAAAAUCAAAAUUUCGACGAAGCAACUUGCUCUGUGUUCAAUAACAACGAAUCAGACAUCCAAUAUAAUCAUGUUAGCUGCUCGGACGAUCAUGUAAGCUGCUCGGAAGAAACAAGACUCAAUGCAGAGAUCGAAAAAAUGCAGCAUGAUCAUGAUAUAAAGAUCGAAAAACUGCAGCAUGAUAAAAUUAUCGCAAAAAUGCAGCGUGAUAAAAUUAUCGCAAAAAUGCAGCUUGAUAUAAAUAUCGCAAAGCUGCAGCAUGAUAAAAUUAUCGCAAAAAUGCAGCAUGAUAUAAAUAUGGAAAAACUGCAAAAAAGAAAAAGAAUAAUUGAAUAUAAAAUACAAUUGUUGAACGAAAAAAAGAAAAAAAAAUCAAAAUAGAUUAAAAUUAAUAAUUUAAUCAAUUAAUUAAUUGUAGGGAAAAUUUGUACUGACUCACAUUUAUACUAUAGGUGUAAGAAAAAAUAUCAUAAAUCAACAAAUAAAAAUACCGCACCGUAUGCAUCAUUCGAGAUAAGUUUUAACUCCAUUGUUUUUUUUUAAUAGGAAAAAUAUAUCCUCAAUAUAUUGAUCACACAAAACAAUUUCAAAAUCUCUUGACAGAUUAUAAACAGAGAUCCCUAUUGAAAAAAAAACAACAAUAUUGAAAUCAAAACAAUUUUCAUGCGUUACUAAAUGUCAAUGUUUACAAAGGAUAAACUAAUAAUUGAAAUCAUAACAUCAUGGAUAGUGUUGCACUGGAGAAAAAGAUAACAGCCAAAAUAGCACAAAAUGGCAAAGCGAUUGUCACGAGUCUUUUGAAUGAGUCUCGUUUGCAGGAUCGCAGUAAAGUGUUCGUGAGCCCAGAUUGUCAACAGAUCAAAAUUGUGCCAUCGAAAGACUAUGAUUUUUCGCACUAUUUAAUUCUUCAGCUGGAGAACGAUUUGAACGUAUCGAUUUUGGAACACAGUCUGCCGGACAAUGAAAAGUACUUCAAACCAUUGGGAACAAUCGAAACAUAUUCGGCCACUUUUUUCAGUUUGCUUGAACAAACGGUGGAAUUUUACAGACAAAUGGAAAUUAUCGAUGAGUUAUGUUAUGUCGUUGAUCCAGAGGAAAUUACUACAAAGCAAAAUUAUCGUGUGAUCAAAUUGGACGACAGAGUUUACAUGAAAAUCAAAGUAAAUCCGUUAGAUCCUGCUUCUGUAACAACAACAUUUUAUGGACCAACUAAGAGAGUCGAACACUAUCGCAAGAUCUACCACGAAAAACUCGAUGACUGGAACAUUAACGAUGAUAUAUACAGAAAUUUUCUGAGAAUUUUCGAUUUGAUGGCAUUUCCUCAAAAAAGUUCGUUCAACAACUGUGGAAUGGGAGAGCUGUGCAGUAUUUGUUACACUUAUCGUUUUGCCGGCCAAAUUCCCAUUGUAUCCUGUGAUAAUGAUAAAUGCGCAUUGAACUACCAUACAACAUGCCUGAAGACUUGGUUUGCUACACUUCGUGAUACGAAGGUGUUUCUGAAUAUGACAUCAGGUCGAUGUCCAUCUUGCAAAGAGAAAUUAUCAACGGCAUUCAACGAUUUGUUAGAUGAAUGAAAACCAGUACCGGUGCUCUUCGUAAAUCAGUCGCUUCAUCUUUAUUCAUCCACAUCAUCGUCAUUCAUUUUUGAAUUUUUCGAUACCCAAAAAUAUUACGGUGUAUCGCUUGAA